UCGGCGGCAUUGUUAUUAAUUUUAAAUUCACUUUUUUAUAAAUAUACAUGUAUAUAUAUAUAUAUAUAAAUAUAAAUAUAUCUUUGUGUUUUUAGUUUUUGAGCCUGUGACUGUGAUAGUGAAAAAUAAAAAAAUUUUUUUUAAACAUUAAUUUGUUUAGAUUUUUUUUUUUAAAUACACACUCAAGUGGAGAAUUCUGACGAAAGGAUUGAAGAUAUGACGAAAAUGAUAAGGAACAAAUUUGUAGGAAAUUAAAUUCUUUACAAAAAAGAUCUAUUAAAUGUGCUCAAUAGCAAUGCCUUCGGAGUUGAUGGGUCACAGUCCACCAGUCUAUGGGCACCAUCAUUUUUUAUACAACCCAUUAAUGGUUACCGCGGCGUCGACCCCCGCGACCCGCGGAACUAAAAUAAGACCGUGUAUAACUACGACAAUUGAUGGGUUGUCAAGUGGGAUAACUAUUAAUUUUAAUAAAAAUAAUAGCAGCAAUUUAAAUAAUAAUAGCAAUAAUAGUAAUAAUAUUAAUAAUAAUAAUAAUAAUAAUAAUAAUAAUAAUAAUUCUAAUAAUAACAGUGUUAUUAAUAACAGUACUAAUGGGGGUGGGGUCGAAUGUAAACAAAAGAAACGAGUUGUGUUUGCUGAUGACCGCGGGAGACCUUUAACACAAGUCCGUGUGAUGUCAGAGCCAAGCAAUAUGCCCCCGGCAUUAUGGCCAAAUGCAUAUUUAUCAAAAGUAACACGUGACAUGCAAGCUGAGGCAACAACAAAUCCGUGGAUUUCACAUUUCCAACAGCCAGCGAGUGAUUAUUUGGCUUUCAGACAUAAAUUGGAUCAAAACUCGGUCAGUCUAGAGAAUGUCAUAAUCCGCGAAUCCGAGCAGUGUAUCGACGGAACGAUAAAAGUUAAAAAUCUGGCUUACGAUAAAGAAGUUGUUGUAAGAACAAGCUGUGACAACUGGCAGACUCACGAAGACGUUUAUUGCACUUAUGUUCCACAGCAUGGCACCAAUGCGAUUCAACCCAAGCUUAUCUUGUACGAUACAUUUAAAUUCCGUGUCACUUUGCCUGUUACCUCUGAUAAGAUUGAGUUUUGUGUAUGUUAUCGAGUUGACGGACAAGAGUAUUGGGAUAAUAAUGAUGAAAAAAAUUACGUCAUUAAAAAACGUCCAGAGUGUCGCCGUUACUCUUCGUCAUCACAAAUGGACUUAAAGACCCCAGUGAACAAUAAAAAUAUUUACAGUAGUAUCGACGCAAAUAACAAUACUUAUAAUCACAAUAAUAAUGGACUAAUGAAAGCCGACGAGGCCGUCAGAGCAAAUAUUUUUACUUGGAGCGAGUUCGCAUCCUGGCAGCAUUUAAACAACGAAGCGCCUUAUUGGUGAUUAAUAACUCCACAAUAUCGAUACUGUGAAUGUGUGUGCGUCAACAAAUUCAUUAAAUGAUAUGCGCACUAAAAUUCUAAAAUAAUUAAGUGAAUUUUAAAAUCUGGACUUUGUUUCAAAAUUAUUUUUGUUAUUUAUUAAUAUUUUAUUUUAUUAAGGAUUCAUAUCAUUUUGAUAUUUAUAUGGUAAGUUUUUAUAUACUAUUAUUACUAUUAUUAUUAAAAGUGUUCUGAGAUGGGCCGGUUUGGAUAAGAGAACAAAUUUUUAAGACUAAAAAUCUUUAAAAUUAAAUUAUGACUAAACUAUUGAAUUUAUGAUAAAAAUGUAUAGGAACAAAGUUGUAGAGAAUUUAAUUUCCUUAAAAAAAGCUCCUUAUCAUUUUUUACGUAGCUUCAAUAUUUGAGUCGUGAUAUCAAUUUUAAAGCGCGCGAAAUUUAAAAAUAUGAAAUUUGCGUUCUGGAAAUUUUUUAUUUUUAAAAUUAAUAUUCUGGCUAAACUAUUAGAGUUAUGAUAAAAUUGAUAAGGAAUUAGUUUGUAGAAAAUUAAAUUCUCUACAAAAAAGGUCCUUAUCAUUUUUUACGUAGCUUCAAUAUUUAAGUCGUGAUAUCAAUUUUAAAAUCCCGCGAAAUUUAAAAAUAUGAAAUUUUCGUUCUGGAAAUUUUUUAUUUUUAAAAUUAAUAUUCUGGCUAAACUAUUAGAGUUAUGAUAAAAAUGAUAAGGACCAAAUUUGUAGCUCAUUAAAUUAUCUACAAAAAAGUGUUAUAUACAUUUUUACAUAAACUCAAUAGUUGUCGAAAUAAAGUAAAAAAAUCCCAGCAUGACAAAUUUACAGACGUAAAUUUUCUAAAAAAAAAAAAUUCAAAAAAAAAAAAAAAAAAAAAAAUUACUUGCUCUACUUAAAAUAAAAAUUAUAAUAACUCACGACUAUAAAUCUUGAACAAUCUUGUUCUCCCACGUGUCCAGACCCAGACAUCCUUGUUUAUUUUUUAUCGCCGCACCUUCUGCUCUGAUAAAAAUUUUAUUUUUACUCCAAUAAAUUUAUUACUCCACAUUUAUAUUUUUUUUUUACAGACUGGUAAAUAUAUAUAAUUAAAUAUAUAUGUAUAUAUUCAAUAAGACUGAAUUUAAAAAACAAAAAUAAAAAAAAAAAUAAGUAAUAAUUAAAAUAACUACUCAAGAGAUUAAUUACUGAGAGUAGA
Molecule: messenger RNA, 2577 nt
Organism: Microplitis demolitor
Lineage: Eukaryota; Metazoa; Arthropoda; Insecta; Hymenoptera; Braconidae
Gene: Gbs-70E
Product: protein phosphatase 1 regulatory subunit 3B
Exons: 5
Coding region: 281-1378 (365 amino acids)
Biological process (GO): regulation of glycogen biosynthetic process
Cellular component (GO): protein phosphatase type 1 complex
Molecular function (GO): glycogen binding; protein phosphatase 1 binding
Source: RefSeq, a predicted model, not a curated record